AGGGGCGGGGGCGGUGCGCGGCCGCGAAGCGUAGGGGAGGGGACCUGAGAGGAGGGGAUGAGCCGAGGGGAGGGGAGACCCGCCGCCUCCCUCCCUCGCUCGCUGACUUGCUCCCUCCCCGGCUGCGGCGGCUGCAACCGCGGCGGUGGCGGCGGCGGCGGCGGCGGCAACAGCCGGAGCAGUCUGGAGGCCGGCGUCGAGGAUUUGCUGCUGUCUUCGCCGCCGCUCCAUCCUUCCCUCAGAGGCCCUCUCCCCUCUCCUGUCUCAAGAUGGCAGCUAGCAGCUCUGAGGUCUCUGAGAUUAAGGGGGUAGAGGAGGGUCCCCAGACCCAGGGAGAAGGGCCUGGCCAUUCUGAAGGCCGAACUGGCUCUCCCCAGGUCCCAGCUGGGGUCUCAGAUGAGCCAGAGACCCUGCAGCCAGGCCCAGACGUCAUGGGGGCCCCUGUGGACUCAGAGCCCAAGGUUGGGCUGGCUCCAGAAACCACAGAGACCCCAACUGGGGCCCCUGAAGCAGCUCAGGCCAGAGACCUCAGCUCAAGCCCAGGAUGGAAAGCAAAGGCCAACUCCAGCACUGAAGAAACACGCCAAGAGCUAGCAUCCAAACCCGAAGUGAGCAAAGAGGCCACUGCAGACCCGGAAUCCAACCUGGAAUCCGCAGCCCCGCUUGAGCCAGCCUCAGAGCCUGCCCCCCAGCCAGAACCCCAGUCCGAGCCCCAGCCAGAGCCCCAGUCAGCCUCCCAGUCCACCUCCACACCAGCCCUUCAGCCAGAGCCCCCUACCCAGGAGGAGCCCACCUCUGAGAUCCUGAGCGAGAGCAUGGGAGAAAAGCAGGAGAAUGGGGCAGUGGUUCCCCUGCAGGCUGGUGAUGGGGAUGGGGAAGAGGGUCCAGCCCCCCAGCCUCACUCACCACCCUCCACAAAGACCCCCCCAGCCAAUGGGGCCCCACCCCGUGUGCUGCAGCAGCUGGUGGAGGAGGAUCGACUAGGAAGGGCUCACAGUGGGCAUUCAGGAUCUCCCCGAGGAAGCCUGAGCCGCCACCCUAGCUCCCAGCUCGCAGGGUCUGGGGUGGAGGGGGGUGAAGGCACCCAGAAACCUCGGGACUACAUCAUCCUCGCCAUCCUGUCCUGCUUCUGCCCCAUGUGGCCUGUCAACAUCGUGGCCUUCGCUUAUGCCGUCAUGUCCCGAAACAGCCUGCAACAGGGGGACGUGGAUGGGGCCCAGCGUCUGGGUCGCGUGGCCAAGCUCUUAAGCAUCGUGGCACUGGUAGGGGGGAUCCUCAUCAUUAUCGCCUCCUGCGUCAUCAACUUAGGCGUGUAUAAGUGAGGGGCUCUGCCCUGCAUUCCAAGACUUUUUUUCCUGUUGGGAGCUGCCUUGGGCCCAUCCUCCCCUGGGGGGAGCCCAAUCCAUGGCCCAGGCCCGCACCCAUAGGGACCAAGGGAGCCUGAGCGGCCUUGUUUACAGCUUCUUUCCUGUUCCUGCAUCCUGCCAGGCUCCUCUGCCAACCGUAGGCCUCCCUUCUCCCUGCACUGUUUCCAACCUCCCUGCACUUCUGCCUGCACCCCCUCCAGCCUCUCGGCUUCCCUAUCCUUGCACUUCUGGAAACCUCCCUGCACUUUUGGAAUCCUCCCUGAACAUCUCCCCAUCUCUCUGUGCUCUCAGCCUCCCUGCAUCUCUCCCCACCUUCCUGCACUACAACCUCCCCGAAUUUCCUGCACCUCGACCCUGGUCUCCCUUUCCCAACUGUCAUUGUCUCAGCUUCCUCCCCUCAUUCCUUUCUUCCUUCCCACCUAAUUCAUCGCCACUUCCCUCCCCACACCCUCCGCCCCCUUCCUCUUCCUGCCUCCUCAUCUCCCUCCAGCAUCCUCUCCUCCACCCUCCUCCACCGUUUAUUCAACAAAAACUCCAGCAUUUAGAUCAGGCUGGGGGAGGGGAGGGGUGUCAGGAAAGGGCUCUCUCGCCCGGGCUCCGACUGUUCUCUGUUGGGACCACCCAGGUCCGGACGACCCCCAGGGUGCCUCGGGGUCGCAAAGCCGGCCAGCCAGGCCUCAUUUGGAGACUUAUGCAGGGGUGGCGAGUUCCGAACACGCACCUGGGGGAACGGAGGGGCAUGGCUGUUGACCCUCCCUGGUCAGCCUGAGUUGACCUGUCCCAUCUGGGUUUUUUAACCCAGUCAGCGAACUCGUCGGAGCUGGGGUCAUUCACGUACUUUGUAAGAAAAAGAACCCCCCCAAAUAGGACCAAAGCUCCCAGCUGCAGGGAGCAAGGGAAGGGUGGAGAGGUGUAUUAUUCUUUUCUAAGAGGACGAGAGAGGUUUGUUGCACGCGACAGUCCGCUGGGGAGGCGGGGACCGAGCCACAACGCGGUUCGGAGUUGGCGGUUUUUUUUUUUUCCCUAAAAAAAGUGUAGGGAAAAAAACCUAAAAGUCUAAAAACAAACAAAAAAAAAAGGAUACAUCAACUGAUUCUCCCUUUUUGUAUGCCGAUGCUGCAUGGGUCUGAGACACCAAUAAACGGAGACUGCAUGAGACUCGC
Molecule: messenger RNA, 2530 nt
Organism: Cervus elaphus (red deer)
Lineage: Eukaryota; Metazoa; Chordata; Mammalia; Artiodactyla; Cervidae
Gene: PRRT2
Product: proline rich transmembrane protein 2
Exons: 4
Coding region: 270-1322 (350 amino acids)
Cellular component (GO): membrane
Source: RefSeq, a predicted model, not a curated record